Amphimedon queenslandica is the source of this 1551-nucleotide messenger RNA. RefSeq lists its product as uncharacterized. The record is from RefSeq and is a predicted model, not a curated record. Gene Ontology annotation, cellular component: cytosol. Lineage: Eukaryota; Metazoa; Porifera; Demospongiae; Haplosclerida; Niphatidae. The coding region runs from base 92 to 1360 and encodes 422 amino acids. Gene Ontology annotation, biological process: nucleoside metabolic process; signal transduction. Gene Ontology annotation, molecular function: adenosylhomocysteine nucleosidase activity; protein binding; methylthioadenosine nucleosidase activity. The transcript is spliced from 6 exons.
GUAGUGUUGCUAUCUGCCCAGUGUAGAGAGUGUUGAGUAACAGAGCUUCAUUCUAAACCUUUUACUGUUCUUCUCUUUACAACUGACUAACAUGUCAAAAAUACUGGACAUUAAUGACUUGAUCAAUGUGAUACAACGGUUAGAGGAAACACGUUUUGACAAAACUAAAUGGAAGAAAUUAGGAGGGACACUUGGACUGAGUAACAAUACACUGAAAAUGAUCAAUAAAGAUGAAAGCGGUGAGACUGAAGAUUGCUUUAGAGAAUGCCUUGGAGGAUGGCUGAGAAGAUCUGAUAAUGUUGAUAAAGUUGGUAAACCAUCUUAUGAUACACUGGCUGAUGGUCUUGAUAAAAUAAAUGGCUGUACAACUCAAGCUGAAUAUAUAAGAGGUUUGACAGAAGGAAGGAAACCAGCUAAAAGGCCAAAACUUGACCCCACUAGUACUAAGAAAAGUGAUGCUGGAUACAGACACAAUGAUGGAGGAGCUCAAGCAAUUACUGGUAUUGAGGAUAUUGAUGGAACUGUACAAAAAGACCCACCAAAAUGGCAGUAUAAUGAUGAAAUCGUGAAACGUGUCCCUAAAACCCAAAAGUUUACUAAAAGUCUUGUUAAAGAUAUUGAAAUCCUACUCAUGCCAGCCACUACAAGUGAAGAGGAUCCAGUCGUGUAUUAUCUGAAGCAAUCGUCUAAAAAGCUCAUUGAAACUGACAUUGAUGGUCUGAGGAUAUUCAUAGGGAAUUAUGGAAAAAGCAAGGUCAUUGUUGUGAUGACCGCACCAUCUAAGAGCAGGCAGGGUCCAAUUCACGCUGGUGUCAUCACCUCAAAAAUGUUAGAAAAUUUUCCGAGCAUCAAAUAUAUUGUUGCUGUUGGUGUCUGUUUUGGAAUGGAUCCAGGAAAGCAGAAACUAGGUGAUGUUGUGAUUUCUGACAUGAUCUGUGAUUUCACAAAUAAACGUGAAGGAGUAGGUCAAAAUGAGUAUCAGAGAGGCCCUCAUCCCGAUGUAAAGCAAGUUAUUCUACACAAAUUCCGACCUCCUCAUGGUUUUAAAAUGCUACAUAAUAUUACAGUUUCCAUUGGUGUCCUUAUAUCUACAGGCAGUCUGAUCGAUAAUCCUGAUGUUAAACAGGAAUUACUUGCCCAAAAACCUCAUGCUAUUGCAGGAGAAAUGGAAGGAGCUGGAAUAAUGACUGCGAUUGAUUAUGCCCCUGAACAUGGUGUUAGUGCUAUUGUUAUCAAGGGUAUUGGGGAUUGGGGUGAUGGUGACAAAGAAGCCACUAAAAAAUGGAAGCCAUUUGCAGCCCGUGCUGCUGCCCAUUACGUACAUGCUGCACUAAAUGACUGGGAACAACUAACUGACUGAACCUAGACUAGUUCUAGUAAUUAUAAUAUUGAUAAUCCAGAUAAGUAAACAAAUCUUUGUUUGAACAAAACUAGUAGCUGAAAGUAAAUUAUAAUUGAUCCUUAUGUAAUCAUAAUGUUUGAUAAUGAUAACAGUUUGUUGAAAGGAAUUCUUAGUAAUGCAUUACUGUGUGUUUGUUGUGAUAAACUCAA